Eutrema salsugineum is the source of this 2260-nucleotide messenger RNA. RefSeq names its product S-type anion channel SLAH2. The coding region runs from base 146 to 1693 and encodes 515 amino acids. The record is from RefSeq and is a predicted model, not a curated record. Gene Ontology annotation, molecular function: voltage-gated monoatomic anion channel activity. Gene Ontology annotation, biological process: transmembrane transport; intracellular monoatomic ion homeostasis. The transcript has 4 exons. Gene Ontology annotation, cellular component: membrane. Lineage: Eukaryota; Viridiplantae; Streptophyta; Magnoliopsida; Brassicales; Brassicaceae.
UUAUAUAAAUAUCUGGUUUACGUGCUAUAUACAAUUAACCCAACUAGAGAGUAUAGUCUCUAUGACGUUUUUGAUUUUGGUUUAUAUGUAUUUGGAUCUUUAUGUGUGUAGUUGCAAAUUUAUGUACUACUAAAUCAGAGAAACGAUGAAUAAUACGAGAUCGGUUAGUUCUUCGGUUUCUCCAACAUACCCAGCUCUAUCAGAGAAUCAACGUCAGUCGAGCUGUGGAGAAUUCUCAAGAUUAGAGAAACGAAUGGGAGGAGCGAGGAAGAUGACGUUUCACUCCAAGUCUAUGCCCAGAGGUUCCAUAUUUCUUGACCAAGAAGCUGCUUCUAGAAACUACCACGACAAGAGGUAUGACCUGUUCAGGACCAUGUCAGGGAAGCUUGAACGUCAGAUUUCCAAUUUACGAGGAAAACCCACUGAUAGUUCGUGUCAGGACAAUGAGCUCACUGAAUCUUUAACAGCUGAUAGAUACUUUGAUGCUCUUCAAGGCCCCGAACUUGAAACUCUCAAGGACAAGGAGAAGAUAGUUUUGCCAGAGGACAAAACGUGGCCGUUUCUUCUUCGGUUUCCAAUAACAUCGUACGGAAUGUGUCUUGGAGUAAGCAGUCAAGCCAUCAUGUGGAAGACCUUAGCAACCACAGACGCCGAGAAGUUCUUGCACAUGACGCAAGUAGUAAACCACGUUCUCUGGUGGAUCUCUCUCGUCCUCCUCGUCACCGUCUCCAUCACUUACCUCUUCAAAACCAUCUUCUUCUUCGAGGCUGUCCGUCGCGAGUUCCGGCACCCUAUCCGAGUCAACUUCUUCUUCGCUCCUCUCAUAUCAAUCCUCUUACUAGCACUUGGAGUCCCACAUUCCAUCACCACGACUCUCCCCUCUAUACUUUGGUACUUCCUUAUGGCUCCGAUCUUGGUUCUUGAGAUGAAGAUUUAUGGACAGUGGAUGUCUGGUGGGCAGAGACGCCUCUCCAAAGUCGCUAACCCUACAAAUCACCUUUCCAUCGUCGGUAACUUCGCCGGAGCACUUCUUGGAGCAUCAAUGGGUUUAGAAGAAGGACCAAUGUUCUUCUAUGCUGUUGGAUUGGCUUAUUAUUUGGUCUUAUUUGUGACUCUCUAUCAGAGACUCCCCACAAACGAAACCUUGCCUAAAGAGCUUCACCCUGUUUUCUUCCUCUUUGUGGCUGCACCAGCUGUCGCUUCCAUGGCUUGGACCAAUAUCUCUGGCUCCUUUAAUAUCGGUUCGCGCCUUGCUUACUUCAUCUCCUUGUUCUUGUACUUCUCUCUGGUUGUUCGGAUUAACUUUUUCCGCGGAUUCAAAUUCUCGCUAGCUUGGUGGGCUUACACGUUUCCGAUGACGGCAGUGGCCACGGCGACGAUAAAAUACUCAGGGGAAGUCACCGGCAUAGCAACUCAGGUACUGUCUGUUUUGAUGGCCGGAGCAGCAACUCUGACGGUGAUAAGUGUCCUGGUAAUGACGGUGGUGCACGCAUUUAUCAAAUGUGAUCUCUUCCCUAAUGACGUAGCCAUUGCCAUAAGUGCAGAGCGACCGAAGCAGAAGAGAUGGUUCAAACAGCUCACAAAUGGAAGUUUAGGAAAUAGUAUGAGAUGUCUCAAGGUUUUUGACCCGGAAGAUGAACAAAUAGAUGUAGAAGCUCCUCCUUUACUAAAUGAAGAGUGUCAAACGGUGUAGUUAGGCAAAAUUAUUCAGCUUUAGAGGUAUAAACAAAAUAAAAGCAGUUGAUAAUAAAGCACAAAACCAAAAAAAAAGGGGGGAUACUAUCUUUAGGCUGUGGAGUAUCACUCUCACAACUACUAUCUUUCUCAUUUCUUAGACUACUAGAGUAGAAGAAGGCAAAAGAUUUAACAAGCCGCUUCGUCUAAGUCGGUAAGUCUACUUCCUCAGUGUCAGUACCUUGCUUGAUUCUACUGGGAAGACUUGCAAAGAAACUCUCUGGUGAGUCUUAACUCAUGAGCAGGCUGUGUCCUUAUCCUGCCUCUCAGAAAGACAAUUUCCUACUCAGAGCAACGUUCUCAUUUGAGGUAGACGAAUCCAUCUUCUUUGGACUUCUGUUUCUUCUUACACAUCUAAGUUUUUUCUUCUUAUUCUUUUUGUUGGUUUUGUUUUUAUAUAUAUUUAUAUAUAUAUGUGUGUUUGUGUUUGGUCUUAUCUUCUUAUAUGUGUGUGCGUUUGUGUUUGGGUAACGUAUUGUUUAGAAUAUUUUGUUAUGGACUAAUAAUUUAUAUAUGUAUAGCUGAA